Molecule: messenger RNA, 1534 nt
Organism: Corythoichthys intestinalis (scribbled pipefish)
Lineage: Eukaryota; Metazoa; Chordata; Actinopteri; Syngnathiformes; Syngnathidae
Gene: rdh14b
Product: retinol dehydrogenase 14b
Exons: 2
Coding region: 238-1209 (323 amino acids)
Source: RefSeq, a predicted model, not a curated record
GAGCUAAUGACUAGCAACACAAGAAACUGAUGCCAUUUUUCCCCCAUUCUAAAUACACGCAUUACAACUUCAUUACUACUGAGUGUAGAGGAUUAUUAAACUAUGAGUUGAGUGAUUUUUCUAUCUUAGUGGAUUUAUUUUUGUAUUCAUUUACUAGCAAGUAAUUGCUUCCGUUUUCGUUUACUUCCGGGUGAAUUUUGUAACUUCAAAACACAACCUGACAUUCUUGACGCUUCCAUGGCGACUGCUAUCAUCGUCGCGGCCGUAGUCGGUGGCGGUGUUCUGCUCGUCAUGCGCCGCUUGUUUCCCCGGCAAAAUGCGGUCAAGCUGCUCCAGUACCCCGCAGGCCUAAUGCGUGGAAAAACAGUCAUCGUGACCGGAGCUAACAGCGGCAUCGGGAAGGCUCUAGCCGGGGAGCUGCUGAAGCUUCAGGCUCGGGUCAUCAUGGCCUGUCGGGACCAGAAGAGCGCCGCCGAAGCGGCCCGGGACAUCCAGGGACAUUCGAGAACCGAGUCCGGGGAGGUGGUCGUCAAACAGCUGGACCUUGCAUCGCUCACAUCGGUCCGUAAAUUUUGUCAAGAGAUUCAGGAGGAGGAACCCAAGAUCGACGUCCUUGUCAACAACGCGGGUGUGUACCAAUGUCCCUACUCCAAGACGGAGGAUGGCUUUGAGAUGCAGCUCGGCGUCAAUCAUCUGGGUCACUUCCUGCUCACACACCUGCUGCUCGACCUCCUCAAGCGCUCCGCCCCCAGCCGUGUGGUGGUGGUGUCCUCCAAACUCUACAAGUAUGGCCACGUCAACUUUGAUGACCUGAACAGCGAGACAAAAUACAACAAGGCAUUCUGCUACAGUCAGAGUAAGCUAGCCAACCUGCUGUUCACCCUUGAACUAGCACACCACCUCGAGGGUUCAGGGGUGACUGUCAACGCACUCACACCUGGAAUCGUGAGGACCAGACUGGGCCGACACAUUCACAUUCCCGUCUUGGCAAAGCCACUCUUCUACCUGGCAUCAUUGCUGUUCUUCAAGAGUCCGUUGGAGGGUGCCCAGACCCCUCUCUACCUGGCUUGCUCCCCAGAAGUGGAGGGAGUGUCGGGGAAAUGCUUCGCUAACUGCGAGGAAGAGGAGCUGCUGGGGAAGGCUACAGAUAGACAAGCAGCUAAGAAGCUGUGGGAUGUGAGCAGGAGGAUGGUCGGACUCGAGGACUGAUUGUACAGUCUUGUAAAAGUAGUGGACAUAACAAAAGAAAGGCCAAUUUGAGUAUCUCAUCAUCUCACACUGCUUAUGAAGAUGCCUCACAGACACUGAGGAGGAGGAAACGGGAAGAGGGGUGAGUUUCGAGGCCAAUGCACCUUAUUAUGAACCAAAUUUCAAUUCAUCAACAACAGGCUAAGUUGCCGUUUUUCCUUCAAGUAAGAGGUGACAUUGCUUCCCUAGAGAAAUGUGAUGAAUGUAAACCAUUGUUGUACCACUAAAUGUGCUUUUUUUGCUGUGACAAUAAAGAAGUGACAAAAAAAUGUAUCGUGUUUGUAAU